CUGCUAUCGCGGGCGAGCUCCUCUAGAGCGUGUGUGCGAGCUAGUAUGUGUGAGCGUGUGUGUGUGUCUGCUCUGCUGUUGCUGCCCUCUGAUCCCUGCAUUAGUGUUAGUUAGGGGCUCGGAGACACACUUACACAGAGAGCAGCCAUAGUCAAGACACGGCAACAACAACAGCACAGAACCCUCCUCCUCCUGUGGUCCUAUACCCAACAAUACACUUUAAACCGCGAGGACAAGACAGGUAUACAGUCCCUGCCAUCACUCUCGCCUACAAUCUCAAUGGGGAAAAACCUUUUUUCUUCUUAUCCCUAAAACAAGGAGGAGAAUGUGACAAAAAGGGGGAAAAUGCCAAGGAGGAAGCAGGAGCAACCCAAACGCCUGCCUUCACAUGUGGACAGCGUCGAGGAGAGUGGGCCCGACGGGGGCUGCUGUCCCGUGGAGGACGACGGCGGCGUUGGCGGGGGUGGCUGGUACGGGAACGCCUCCGACACGCGCUCCGAGUCGUCGUACAGCGGUGACAUCCAUGACGACCAUGAGCUGUUCCUCCCCGGGGGCUCCUCCCCCACCCCCUCCCCAGACCGACCUCCGGAACACCCCGACACCUCGACCGAGAGCUCCCUGGGGGGCUGCCCUACGCCUGUCCACAACCACCACCACCGGGCCUCCCUUGAACUCCUGAGCCUAGGGGUGGACGGAGGGGUGUUCUCUGCCCAAGAUACCCUUUCCUCCGUGGUAUCCUCGCUCUAUGGAGAGGCUGCCUCCGAGGCCCUGGGGAAACCCCUGAGUAGUAACCUGCGGCGCCUCCUAGAGGCUGGGUCGUUGAAGCUGGAUGGGGAACUUCUGGGGAGAGUGAGAGGAGGGGGAGGAGAGUCGCCCCCUAUAGGCUUAGCUCCAGCCCUGACCCUUUCCCCCUCCUCCCAUCAUGCUCAGCAGCUAAGUGCCCUCGCCCGAAAACUGGCGGCCAAUAACAACAACAACAACAGCGGAGGCUCCGCCUCAGCCUCGCCUGCCUCUGUUGCCAUGUCGACCACUGCCAUCAAGCAGGAGCCCUGCGACCCCUUCGCCUCGGUGGUAGCCCCGAGCAACGGCGCUGGCUUCGUGUGGGUGGGAGUGGCAGGUGACGGGAAGUGGCCCCCGGCGGGUUGCUCCGCCUCCAGCGGCGGGUCCAGCCUAUCACCGGACUCGGCCAUCCAGAAGCUGAAAGCGGCAGCCAACGCGGUUUUACAGGACAAGAAUGCCACCAUAGUGGCCUCGUCUACUUCCUCUUCAUCAUCCUCCUGCUCUACCGUACCCACCCUGGGAGGAGGGAACCGGGGAGGAACAGACGACUCGGUACGCUUCGAUGCCUUCACCUCCCCCUUCAGCCCUCAGUCGGCCAGCUCCACGCUAGCCGCCCUGUCCAAGAAGGUGAGCGAGCGCUCCCAGACCACCUCCACCCCCUCAUCAUCAGACCACCAACACCAACCCUCCACCGGCUCCUCCUUCCUCUCCCUGGUCUCUAUGACUUCCUCGGCUGCGCUCCUCAAGGAGGUGGCAGCCCGGGCGGCAGGGAACCUCCUUGCUGAUAAGAUGGAGGCCACAGCAGGAGGAGGGGCCAUCCAGGAGGACAUCAAGCCCCUGCUGGACAGGAACCAGAAGGCAGGGACCCCCACAGGGCCCCAGAGUGCCAUGGACCUGCUGCUGCCCUCCACCCCUAAGGGAAGGGCCAAACCCAGCAGCCAAGCAGGUUCCCCGGGGGAGGACGGAGGGAAGCCAUUCCAGUGUCCGGUGUGUGGCCUGGUCAUCAAGAGGAAGAGCUACUGGAAGAGACACAUGGUGAUCCACACCGGCCUGAAGAGUCACCAGUGCCCCCUGUGCCCCUUCCGCUGCGCCCGCAAAGACAAUCUCAAGUCCCACAUGAAGGUCCACCAGCAUCAGGACCGGGGCGAGACGUUCCAGUGCGAACUUUGCCCUUUCACCUCCUCGCGCCACUUCAGCCUCAAGCUCCACAUGCGCUGCCACCAGCACUUCCCCCGCUCCGGGUCCUCCGACGGGGUCAAGGUCAAGGAAGAGGCCACCACGGACACGGAGGGCGAGGGGUCACUCCUGGGCGAUUUCAACCCCGGGGAAUCCCCUCUCCAGUCGGACGCAGGGAACCAGAGCUCCCCUGGAGUCUCCAACCACCACGUCUAUAUAAAAGAAGAGCCCCAGGAGAGGGAGCUGUCGGUGCUGUCGCCCUUCACCCUUUGCAGGGACAGGGAGCGGGAGCGGCCUGGUAGCAGUGGCAACUCCCUGGACCUCUCUAUGGGGGGAGUCGGCUUGGGGGUGGGGGUGCGGUCCAGUCCUGGUGGAGGUCCAACGGCAGCGUCCCUCUUCAGCCCGGACAUCACCACCAAGACAGCCACCGACCUGCUCAUGAAGCUCUCAGCGGCCAACCAGAAGGAAGCCCUGAAGGCUCCACAGUCCUUCCAUCUGAAGCAGGAACCCCGGGCAGAGGAAGAUGAGGAAGAGGUGCGGAGGAGCCCCCGGAGCCAGCCCAGCUACUCCUCCUUCUACCAGGAGCAGGGCGCGGCGCUGGGGGCCACAGGGCCAGCAGAGGUCACAGCAGACAGUGGGGGCCACAGGGGGACCCUGAAGGGACGCGAGGGAAGCCCCAUGGGGAACAAGAACAGUCUCCUCAGCCAGGACAUCAACUUCAAGGUGGCGUCGGAGCUGCUGAUGAAGCUAUCAGAAAGCAACAAGGACGCGGCCCACUACCAGAAGGUGACGGUGAAGGCGGAGCCUAUGGAGGUGGACCCGGCCAGUGGCCCGGCCCCGCCCCCUACUCACCUGCUGGCCUUCAGCACUUUAGGGGUGUGUGAGAAGAGCGAGCCAAUGACCAGCCUCCCUGAAGCGUUGUCACGCCCCCAGAAGCAAGACCUCUUCUCCCAGGACAUAUCAGUGAAAAUGGCCUCCGAGCUCCUCUUCCAACUCUCAGAAAAAGUCAGCAAAGCCAAUGACCACAAAGAUGGCAACAUGGUGGGCAUAAGCAGCCCCUUCCUGGACGAGCGUUUCGGACAAUCCCCCUUCAGCCAGCGCUCCAAGUCUUCCUCCCCCGCAGAGGCCAGCUCCUCUGCUAGGACAGCCCUCCACGACCCAGAGAAGGACACUGGAGAGCCGGGGGGGAACGGGAUGUCCCAGGGGAUACUGAGCAGUCAGCAGCUCCACCCCUGUCCUGUCUGUGGCAAGGUGUUUGGCAGACAACAGACCCUGUCCAGACACCUGUCUCUACACACAGAGGAGCGGAAGUAUACGUGUCACCUGUGUCCUUAUGCAGCCAAGUGCAGAGCCAACCUCAACCAGCACCUGACCAUCCACUCUGUCAAGCUGGUCAGCACCGACGCAGAGCAGAUGGUCAGAGCCGUCGCCAGCGCUGAGGGACGAGACGGGAAGACCUUCCCCUAUUACUACAGCUGCCAUGCGUGUGGUUUCCAGACGGGGCUGAAUGCCCAGUUCGUCAGCCACAUGUCUCUCCACGUGGACAAGGAGCAGUGGAUGUUCGCUCUGUGCUGCAGCGCCUGUGACUACGUCUGUGUGGAGGAGAGUGACAUGAAGUCCCACGUCAGUCACGGACACACAGGUCUGAACUCGCGGAGCCCACUCAGUGAGACUAAGAGCACCUCCUCCUCCCUGUCGGCCCUCAGCGAUUCACUGAACAGCUCAGAGGGUGGAGAACUUACCCAUGCCAAUGAGGAGCUCAAGAACCUGCUGGCCCCUCCCUCCUCUGCAGGCAGCCAAUCCAGCUCCAGCAGCCACUCGGGAUCAGGAACUGAAGAGAAGUCUGAGAAAGGCUUCGAGUGCGUCUUCUGCAACUUUGUGUGCAAGACGCGGACCAUGUACGAGCGCCACCUCCAGAUCCACCUGAUCACGCGCAUGUUCGAGUGCGACGUGUGCCACAAGUUCCUGAAGACGCCCGAGCAGCUGCUGGAGCACAAGAAGUGCCACACCGUCCCCACCGGAGGGCUCAAGGUUUGUGAAGCGCUUUGGGGCCCAGAGCAGAUGAAUGGUGCUAUUUAAAUGUGCCCCGUCUGCAUUUAUUCCACCAAUCGACCGGCGGCCAUGGAGUGCCACCUAAAGACCCAUUACAAGAUGGAGUACAAGUGUCGCAUCUGCCAGUCGGUGUGGUGCGACCAGCCCGCGCUGGAGAGGCACGUGCGCGAGCAUCGCCUCGGCAACCACUACAAGUGUGAGCAGUGCGGCUACCUGUCCAAGACGGCCAACAAGCUGAUCGAACACGUGCGCGUGCACACGGGCGAGCGGCCCUUCCACUGUGACCGCUGCGGCUACAGCUGCAAGCGCAAGGACAACCUGAACCUGCACAAGAAGCUGAAGCACGCCCCGCGCCAGACCUUCGGCUGCACGGAGUGCCCCUUCACCACCACCCACCCCUUCAUCUUCAGCCGCCACCUCAAGAAGCACCAGGGUGGAGGGGAAGGGGAGGAGGCCGGCGAGGAGGAGUUCCAGGCCCAGCUAGGGGGCUCUCUGGUGGGGUCUCUGCGGGGCGGGGAGCCUUUCCUCCUGGGGGUAGGUGGAGGUGGGAGUAGCGGGGGGAGCGGUAGCAGCAGCCCCCUCAUGAUUCUCUCUGCCUCCCAGGCCCUGCAGUCUGUCGCCCUGUCACUCAUCACAGGGAAACAACACCACCGUCAACAGGAACUCCCGCCCCCAGCCCAGCGUUAUCUGACCACAACCAAUGGAGGAGGCCCCUCCCUCUUCUUCCCCUCCCCACGCCACGUCUACGAGCAGUUGGGAAACUACGAGCGGGCGCACCUGAUCCCCCUCACAACCCUGUUCACCCACCGCCACCGCCACCGCUCCACAUUCCACUCGCCCCUCUCCAGACUCCAGAGGCCGCCCUCCUCCUCCCCCAUUUUCCUCUCCUCCACCGCCUCCUCCCCCUCUCCUCCCUCGCCCACCUCACUCAAACACUCCUUCCUGGCUUACCUAGGACUGGGACUGACGGAGAGAGCCAAGACUAUGUGACUGUUCUCCUCUCCUCCUUCUCAUCACCAUCUCUUCCCCCUCCCUCUCGUUCCCCUUUCUCUCCAUCCCUCUCUCCCUGGACAGUGGUGUGAAUGAUCGUUAUCCACUGCGAUGGGGAAAACUUUCCAAUCAAGCCAGCUGAAUAAGCUGGACAGAGACAGACAAGUAGUUAUUGUAGACAAUGGAAAAAAUAAAAAAAAUAAAUGAUCAGAGAAAAGGCUGUAUGUGCUAAAAAAUGCAUUUAUAUCAAAAGCUGCUUUUCUUAUCUGUUAUAUCGAUUGAAUUAUUACUCUCUAUCUCUACUUUUUAUUUUCUAAUGUUUGUUUUUGGGACUUUUGAAUGACCAGGACCCAACUGCAUUACCUGUAAAACGGAUCCCUGUUUUCUUUUUGUUUUUGUUAGAAAAGUGGAAAAAGAAGAAGAAACAAAACAAGGUCUCUGACAUUUUUAGUGCAUUUUUGUCUUUUGGCUACUACGCAUCAGAAUAGCAUGCCUGCCUCUUUGUUUCCGCUAGCUUUGAUGCACGUCAUUUAAUAGGGUAUGAUGAACCAAUCCCCAGGUUGUUAAAUUGUGAUGCGCCGCGAACAAGAACCAAUGAAACGGGAACGCUUUUUCUCAAAAGUCUCGUUUCCAAAGCAACGCCUCAAACCACGCACUUAUUGAAUUAUUUAACAAAGGUGUUCUGUACAUAGUUUUGUAGCUUUCAAUCUCCCCCACAACUAAGCUUGGACUUGAUCUGUUUGGUUUUGUGUAAUGGUGAAACCAUAUGCAUAAAUCGCCGACUGAACUCACCUUUGUCUCAGGUGGCGGUCGUCUUGGCAACACAUACACACAGGUGACAUCUUGUACGUUGUUUGACGUUGUGCGGUGGGGUGGCCAGAACAAGUGACAUUCUCUACUCAAGGCCCUUUGCCAAUUCAAACGGUUUUCAAAUCAAUGUAACACACAUUAUAGCCUCAUGCUAUAGUCUUUGCUUUUCCCAACUUAGCCCUUGUGUAACCGUAGCCUAGUCCCAGGUCUGUUUGUGCUGUCGUGACAAUGACCGUAGGAAUUGGCAAGACACCACAAACAGAUCUGGGACCAGAUUAGUUUUACCCCAACAGCCCACAUCAAACGAUCCAUGAGGACACCUGUAACCCCUGAGACCAGGGUCCUAUUCAUUAGGCACCAAACAGAAGAAAAAGGACUGAAUCACCAGAACUUGUCGUUAUGCUACGUUGUGCCCUAAUGAAUACAACCCAGGUGUUGUUCGGUCCAGCAUCGCGUGUAGAACUAUGUAUGGACUGGCGCACCAUUACGUUAGAUAAGCUGUAAGAGAGAACUGUUUUGUGGAGGUGACCAGCUGACGGGGUGUUAAAACCCCCAGCGGCUCCGGUCACCACAGGCCGAUUCAAUGGUGCUUUUUCGAGCUCUUUUGUAAUUUUGUGUAAAAGAAAAAACAGAAAGAAACUGUUCCAAAAUGACUUGAAUGAAUGUAUUUUUCUUUGUUGAUGUACGUGAUGCGAAUGUGAUGCAGAUGUGCGGUGUAGUUGCAGGCAGGGACUGUUGGGUACCGUUGCCUAUAUGACAGAAAGCAAGGGGUUGGUUUUUGUAGGUCGGUGGCCUUCUGUGUCUUUUUAGGUUGUUCAUUCGGUUUUUUCCCCCUCUCUCUUUCUCUUUUUUACUGAGCCUUUUAAACGUAGGACGAUGAGCGUUUUCUACUAACGUGCAUCGCUAUUAUGAAGCCAUUUUGAUGAAGGCUCCGAUAGGUCCAAUGUUGUUGACGAGGAAGCAGCCAUUGGUUUGGUUUUGGUGGUGUCGCUUCUAUCUCAGUGAGAAGACAUGGUACUGCUUUCUUUUCCCCCUUCGCUCCAUCUCUCAGUUGUAAUUGCACUUAGCUUAGUCCCAUUUCAAAACCAAAAGCACUUAGCUAGUUCAUAUUGUUAUAGUGGAAACGUUUGAGCUGUCGGUCCGAUAGGAUGUCACCGGAAACAGACUUAUUACCUUUUUAAGAUGUUUGCUGUGAACAAUCUGAAUCAAAACCGUGAUUUCCUGAUUUUUGUUGUGUAGACAUUUUGUGCGGAGGGUUUUUACCUCUGUAAAAUUGCGGAGCGCAGAUGAACACAAAUUUGCAUGAAUUAGGCAGUCGAGGUAUACUACGCUGGGAGACCCAAAGGGCCCAGGCUAAAUUGUCAAAGCCAAUUUUGCACAGUGCUGCACUUUUUGAACAUGAAACAUGUAUUUAUCUGUACAGACGGAGAUGCUCAACAUGGAGAGUGUACAUGAGACCAGGCAGCAUAAUAAAGGCAUUUCGUUUUUUUUUUUUCAAAAGCAUUACCCAUUUAAUUGACCUUGCUCGCAUUCCCAAGUGGUCUUUAAGCCAAAAUGGUUUCUUAUUUGUAAAGGGAUAUUUUUUUUUUUACCUUAAUUGUUUUGCUUGUUUCUUGUACUUUUCAUUUUCUUGUGAUUUAAUUUUUUUUAUAUAUAUUUUUUUAUUUCUUUGUAAUGACAAAAAAAUUUAGAGAACAAUGCAUUGUUAAGACCAAAUGAAACUUAAAAACGAGGUUGUGAUACUAGGAUUAAAUCCGUCACUUCCUGGUAACGGAGGGGUGUAACAGUUAAAUCUCUCCCCCGUGGUUGGUUUUCUUUUAGUCCCCUUUGACAACAUAGCAAUGUUCAGCAUGCUGUCCGCUGGUCGCUGCUACAUUAUAGGAGUACAAGGAGCCCCCACCCCUGCCACACACACACUCCUAGGUCAGCUCCAGCUCCUUAUCUAUCCUCUAAUAUGUAAUACUCUAGUGCCACUUGGUGGAAGGGAACCGCCUGAGACCACUGAGAAUGAGUCAAACUGAUUUUCAGGGUCCAAAUCUAAAAACAAAAAAUAAGAGGAACAAAAAAAAGAAUGUGCCCGUCUUUUUACGACUGACUGUAUGCCUUUUUUAUAUAUAUAUAUAUAUAGCUACCGCAUAAUCAUUAUGUAAUCAAGAAUGGCUGCAGUUGUUUCUUCUUAUAGAACGGCCCCUUGGUCUGGUUGGUGUGUCUAAGGAGAAGAAAAGGCCGACAGGGAUCGCUUCUCUGUCCUUUCCAAACCCAGUAUUUUUAAGCACUUAUCGUUUGCUUAUACUUGUUUUGUCUAAUUGUAAAGAAGCAGCAGAAGGUGAUUUUUUUUAUUUUUAUGUUAUGUCGGGUGACUACCUUUCUGAGCACUUCGGAGUAUGCAUGACAUCUCUCUAUUUUAUGACUCGACAAGACUCAACUUCUUUUUUGUGUGUUUUCGUUCAUCUUUUUGGCACUCAGUAAAAAUUGGUAUGUGCUGUAUAAAGCUUUCUGAUUAGUUCAUUGUUAAGGCUGUACAGGGUUGUUUGUGACAAUAACUGGUAAAUAGAUCAUUUGUACUUUUUUGGUUUUUGUAUUCGUUGUUUCUUUGUUUUGGCAUUAUUUUAUGUUCAAAAGUUGCCAGAUCUAAAUGUAACAGGAUUUGAAAGUAAAGCUUACAAAAGAUA
Molecule: messenger RNA, 8480 nt
Organism: Oncorhynchus kisutch (coho salmon)
Lineage: Eukaryota; Metazoa; Chordata; Actinopteri; Salmoniformes; Salmonidae
Product: zinc finger protein 827
Exons: 15
Coding region: 346-4035 (1229 amino acids)
Biological process (GO): positive regulation of transcription by RNA polymerase II
Cellular component (GO): nucleus
Molecular function (GO): sequence-specific DNA binding; DNA-binding transcription factor activity, RNA polymerase II-specific
Source: RefSeq, a predicted model, not a curated record